UUGACCAAUUCAGUGUCUGGGUGUCUGUUAACGAGGAAAGAAGUGACCUGAACGCAACACUGAGACCUGAGGCAUGGAAUAAUUUAUGUUUGGGCGUGACAUCCGUCAAUCCCAUGGAGCUGGCCACGCCUACGCCCGCGCCUCCACCGCAAGAAGCUGAUCCGGACUCAACGAAUUACAAGGUGUGGGCUUCUCUGCAAGGCCGUCCCCUUGACCUCAAAUUUGCAGAAAACAUGAGUGCCUGGGGGGAGUUGGGAGGCGAUGUGCGGCUCUGCUUAGGGGCCGAAGGACCCGAUAAUGCCUCCUUCACUGGCAUGAUAACCGGAGUAACCCUACUGACGAAGGAGGAGGUUGAGGAGCAGGAGCAGGAGCAGAAGAAGGAAGAGAAAGGAGAGAAAAAAGAGAAGGAAGAAGGCAUACGAACCACAGGCAACUGCUCUGUUUUAUUGGCCAGGAAUAUUCUUACUCACCCCCUUGAUGUUUCGUGGACCACUAAGGGUCCCGUGCUAACCUUGGAGUGGGAGUUGCCUCUGGACCCCUGUUUGACACCCCCCAAGACAGUAUGGCUCCAGGGGUCCAGAGCCUAUCAAGGAUCUCUAAGGUUGUGCCGAAGCCUUGGUGGACACUUUCCAACGGAGGAAGAAGCGACUGGCGAUCUAUUGAAGGCACACAAUUGUUCUACUGGAGACGUUUUGACCUGGGCGAGUGGUUGGGAGGAAUCAGAGGAUGACCCCACUGCCCUCUGCCCCGUGCUGCUUGCUGAGGGUGGGAUGGAUAAGUGGGCGUGUUACAGUAAGCUGGACUGUACACUCUGCCUAGUUCCUGAAGGCCUGACUUACACCCUAUUCGGAGCCCGUAGAGAUUUUGACCGCCAUUACACGCUGAGGACGUUGGCGGACGGGACCUUUGAAUUCCAAGGGCAGGAUACGAGUACUAUUUCCCAAGGGGAGUUGGGAUGGAGACUCAGCUCAAGCCUACACAACGACGAGCUCAUCCAGGGGUCGUGGGUGAUGGGUCGUCAACGCUGGCACCCUAGUGGAAGUCUGCAACAACCUACAACUACUCUCCCAUACAAGGCCACAGAGAAAACCAUAAACACAAGUACCGACAUUCUCACAUUCACCGUCUGUAACGCCAUCCAGUUUUCCUCUGACGACGGCGUGUGUCUGUUACGCAGCGAAAGGUGUGACGGGCGCACAGACUCCCCAGACGGAAGCGACGAGGAACAUUGCGGUAGUCGGAGAGCGAUAAGCAAAGACACUAAUUACGAUACAAGAGUCAGCCCCUUCUUGGGCCGCAAGCAAAAGGGCAUACUUUUAUAUGAGAUCCACGUGAUGUUCAUUAACAAAAUGAGCACCGAGAAGGGGAUGGCCAGCGUGGAAAUGAACCUAUAUUUAGACUGGGAGGAUUCGCGGAUCGAAUUCGUUGAUACCAAGAUGGGGAGAAAUUCUUUAGCGUGUGAUGAUAUCUGGACUCCAACCCUCAAUGUCUUUGCGGGGUACACCAGGGGCCCAGUUGUGCAGCCACGCUCAAACAGAAGUGACUGCUACAUCUAUUGGGACCAAAAACCCAGGGAGGAGCAACAACUUGGAGAUCCGCUGAUGAGUAGAUCCUUCACCAAGAUGAACAUAACACAGUAUCAAAACCUUGUGAUGGAGUUCCCGUGUCUAUUACGAGUGUCAAAGUACCCUUUUGGCAAGUACAUGUGUAACCUCACCUUCGGUAUCUUCCGGGACCACCAAUACAUCAAAUGGAAAUCGAUGAGACCUCUUGAGGAAGAUUACAACGAUCUUAAAUACUAUGGUGACAGGGACCUUCUUGAUUUUCGUCUGGAAAAGGUAACAGCACAAGUACAUCAUGAUGGAAAAUUAACGUUCACACUUCACCUGGUUGGGCAACCUGACUACCACCUGACAAAUAGCUUUUUACCGAGUGCCCUCAUGUUUGUCAUCUGUUAUUCAUCACUGUUCUUCCCUAUCUCCGGUUUCAAUGAGCGAAUAAUGGUUUCCUUAACUUCCCUUCUUGUUCUCGUUGCCUUAUUCUCUCAAGCGACGAAUACAUAUGUUAGAACACCAUAUUACAAGUUAAUUGACGUCUGGUAUGUUGGCCUAAUCUUUCUGUGCUUUGCUGUUGUAAUUGCUAAUGUGCUUGUGAAUUACCUGAGGGUUUUGAGAGUUAAAUCUCAGAAUGACUUGAUGAAGAAAGUGUUAGCUGCCAGAAAGUGUAACAUUGCCUGCCAGAUUUUCCUUCUCACAUUAUUCAUGUCGCUGAUCUUCGUGUUUGUCUUGUUCAAUUAUAACAACUUGUAAACUGUGUGUGUGGGGGGGGGGGGGGUUCUCGAAACUUCGCCCCUUUAGUCGACUCGAUAUAGGGAUAGAAUUCGAGCUCACAUGCACCAACACACGCAGUGAGUUUGAGUCAAGUCGUGCUUGACGCAAAAUUUUGAAACUUAAUCUACUACCUUAAAUAGAGAGAAGACACUACACAUUAAAAUUUUAAAUGAGUACAGUUUGAUUGUGGGUAGUCUCUUAAAAGAAAACGGUAAGUUACAACAGAAAGCUGCAUAGAAGAGGCGUAACUUAACAA
This is a messenger RNA of Eriocheir sinensis (Chinese mitten crab), 2586 nucleotides long. RefSeq lists its product as uncharacterized. NCBI's taxonomy places the organism in Eukaryota, Metazoa, Arthropoda, Malacostraca, Decapoda, Varunidae. The coding region runs from base 114 to 2309 and encodes 731 amino acids. Gene Ontology annotation, molecular function: protein binding; extracellular ligand-gated monoatomic ion channel activity; transmembrane signaling receptor activity. Gene Ontology annotation, biological process: chloride transmembrane transport; regulation of membrane potential; signal transduction. The record is from RefSeq and is a predicted model, not a curated record. Gene Ontology annotation, cellular component: synapse; membrane; neuron projection. The transcript is spliced from 3 exons.